This is a messenger RNA of Trichomycterus rosablanca, 1549 nucleotides long. Its product is annotated as ribosomal protein S6 kinase beta-2-like. The coding region runs from base 158 to 1534 and encodes 458 amino acids. NCBI's taxonomy places the organism in Eukaryota, Metazoa, Chordata, Actinopteri, Siluriformes, Trichomycteridae. The transcript is spliced from 16 exons. Gene Ontology annotation, molecular function: ATP binding; protein serine/threonine kinase activity. Gene Ontology annotation, biological process: peptidyl-serine phosphorylation; signal transduction. The record is from RefSeq and is a predicted model, not a curated record.
ACACUGCAGCACACUGACAGGUAUUGACACGAUUCUCUACAGAUGGCGUAGAAGAGAGUGCUCGUAAAAUUCCUACCUACAUAUAAUAAUAAAGCAUAUUAACCUUAAAACAGUGAAGAGUCGAGAGCCAGAAGUGCGAGUGGACAGCGAAUGAAGGAUGGCGGGUGUGUUCGAUAUUGACCUGGAGACGGAGGACGUGAGCGAUCCGGAGGAUGAAGUUUGUAAUUUUACAGUGGCAGAAACAGAACCCACAGAGACAGAGGAGGUGGAGCUCACUAGUGCUAGUGUGAACAGGGACAGUGAGCGAAUUGGACCAGACUGCUUUGAACUGCUCACUGUUUUGGGAAAAGGAGGCUAUGGCAAGGUGUUCCAGGUCCGGAAGGUGCAAGGAAGUCAGACUGGAAAAAUAUUUGCCAUGAAAGUUCUGAAAAAAGCAAAAAUAGUGUGCAGUGCAAAAGACACCGCACACACACGGGCCGAGCGAGAGAUCCUGGAAACAGUCCGUCACCCGUUUAUUGUGGACCUGUGGUACGCCUUCCAGACUGGCGGAAAACUCUACCUCAUACUGGAGUGCCUAAGCGGUGGUGAGUUGUUUAUGCAGUUAGAGAAAGAAGGGAUUUUUAUGGAGGACACAGCCUGCUUUUAUCUAGGGGAGAUAACCUUAGCGUUGGGUCACCUCCAUUCCAAUGGGAUCAUUUAUCGAGAUCUGAAGCCGGAGAACAUCAUGCUUAAUUAUGAAGGCCACAUUAAGCUGACUGACUUUGGCCUGUGCAAGGAAUCCAUCCAUGAUGGCACCAUGACACACACAUUCUGUGGCACCAUAGAGUAUAUGGCUCCAGAGAUUUUAAACCGCUCAGGACACAACAGAGCCGUGGACUGGUGGAGCCUUGGUGCUCUGAUGUUUGACAUGAUGACCGGCUCGCCUCCUUUCACGGCAGAAAACAGAAAGAAAACCAUUGACAGGAUUCUGAAGUGUAAGCUGAACCUUCCCCCCUACCUUACACCUGAUGCUAGAGAAUUGAUCAAAAAGCUUUUGAAGAAGAACUCAGGUCAGAGACUCGGCUCUAGUAAGGCUGAUUGUGCAGACAUACAGAGGCAGCCAUUCUUCCGGCACAUCAAUUGGGAUGAUCUGCUGAAUAAGCAAGUGGAGCCUCCCUACAAGCCUUCAUUGCAAUCUGAUGAGGACGUGAGUCAGUUUGACAUUCGCUUCACCAAACAGACUCCGGUGGACAGUCCUGACGACACCACACUGAGUGACAGCGCUGAUCACGCGUUUGCUGGCUUCACCUAUGUGGCCCCAUCAGUUCUGGAUAGUCUGAAGGAAGGAUUUUCAAUAGAGCAGCGGCCACGGCAUGCCCGCAGACACAACAGCAGCCCACGAACACCAAUCAGUCCACUCAUCGAACCCUUUAAAAGCAGUAUUGAGGAGGAGCCUCCUGUUCCAGCCCCACCCCUUCCCACUGAAAAUGGUGCCACCAAACCUAUCAGAACACCAGGACGCAACAAGAAGAAAGGUCACCGGGGUGGCAAAUAAAACUGUUAGUCAGCC